AUGUCUUUCAGAGGGCUUAGCCGGCCAAAUGCUUCGUGUGCCAUGGGAGUUUCUGAUGACAGCAAGAAAACUUUCAUGGAACUGCAGAGGAAGAAGGUUCACCGCUAUGUGAUAUUCAAGGUUGAUGAGAAGAAGAGGGAGGUUGUGGUUGAAAAGAUUGGCGGCCCAGCUGAGAGCUAUGAUGAUUUUGUGGCAGCUUUGCCUGAAAAUGAUUGCAGAUAUGCAGUUUAUGACUUUGAUUUUGUGACUUCUGAGAACUGUCAAAAGAGCAAGAUCUUCUUCAUUGCAUGGUCCCCUUCAACCUCUCGAAUCCGUGCGAAGAUGCUGUAUGCAACAUCUAAAGACAGGUUUCGGCGUGAGCUGGAUGGUAUUCACUAUGAGAUUCAGGCUACUGACCCAUCAGAGAUGGAUCUGGAGGUGCUCAGAGACCGUGCACACUGA
This is a messenger RNA of Prunus armeniaca (apricot), 441 nucleotides long. The record is from the annotation of a GenBank genome assembly. Lineage: Eukaryota; Viridiplantae; Streptophyta; Magnoliopsida; Rosales; Rosaceae.